Ceratotherium simum simum (southern white rhinoceros) is the source of this 1636-nucleotide messenger RNA. It is a transcript of the gene LPAR5, whose product is annotated as lysophosphatidic acid receptor 5. Gene Ontology annotation, cellular component: membrane. The record is from RefSeq and is a predicted model, not a curated record. Gene Ontology annotation, biological process: G protein-coupled receptor signaling pathway; behavioral response to pain. Lineage: Eukaryota; Metazoa; Chordata; Mammalia; Perissodactyla; Rhinocerotidae. Gene Ontology annotation, molecular function: G protein-coupled receptor activity.
GGGGGCAGUUGUUAGUCGGCAAGAGUGGGGUCUGGAUUAAGUGCCAUUAUCUGCUGGGGUUUCUUCUCUGGCCAGUCCGUGGAGGCCGCUGAGGGCACUGCUUCCUCCUCUCUCUCUCCCUGCCCCCUGUGGGGUUGGGUGAGUGCAAGGAACUGGGAUCUGCUGAGAUCUGCCGAAGUGGGUGUGUCCCCACCCGCCCCAGGAGCAGGUCCUACCAGCCCAGCCCAGCCCAGAGCAGGCAGCGGAAGCGGCUGGGGCAGCGGCAGAGCAGCAGGGAGCACAGGUCUGCCAGUGCUGAUGAAGCUGUGACCAACGGCAUCCACCCCCUGGCAGCCAUCUGGGGCUGCCGCCAUAGCCCGCAUUCCCAUGCUCCGCCUCUGCUUACUUUGGGACUGUCUCUGUGCAGCCUGCAGGCCCCGCUCUGGCAAUGAACACGAUGCCAGAACCCUGGUGUACCCCAUGAUGCCCCCUGCCUAGCUCCUCCUCACACUUUGGCAGGAUGUUGGCCAACUCCUCGGCCAACACUUCUACCAACAGCUCUGUUCCCCUGUGCCCUGACCACCGGCCCACCCACCGCCUGCACAUGGUGGUCUACAGCCUCGUGCUGGCCGCAGGGCUCCCCCUCAACGCGCUGGCCCUCUGGGUCUUCCUGCGCGCACUGCGCGUGCACUCCGUGGUGAGCGUGUACAUGUGCAACCUGGCGGCCAGCGACCUGCUCUUCACCCUCUCGCUGCCCCUGCGUCUCUCCUAUUACGCACUGCACUACUGGCCCUCCUCGGACCUCCUGUGCCAGAUAGCGGGCGCCAUCUUCCAGAUGAACAUGUACGGCAGCUGCAUCUUCCUGACCCUCAUCAACGUGGACCGCUAUGCCGCCAUCGUGCACCCGCUGCGGCUGCGCCACCUGCGGCGGCCCCGCGUGGCGCGGCUGCUCUGCCUUGGCGUGUGGGCGCUCAUCCUGGUGUUCGCCGUGCCCACCAUCCUCGUGCACAGGCCCUCGACCUGCAGUUACCGUGGCCUCCAGGUGCGCCUGUGCUUCGAGAGUUUCAGCGACGAGCUGUGGAAGAGCAAGCUGCUGCCGCUCGUGCUGCUGGCGGAGGCGCUGGGCUUCCUGCUGCCCCUAGUGGCCGUGGUCUACUCGUCGGGCCGGGUCUUCUGGACCCUGGCGCGGUCCGACGCCACGCAGAGCCAUCGGCGGGGGAAGACCGUGCGCCUCCUGCUGGCCAACCUCGUCAUCUUCCUGCUGUGCUUCGUGCCCUACAACGCCACGCUGGCAGUCUACGGGCUGCUGCGGGGCAACCUGGUGGUGGCGAGCAUCGCGGCCCGCGAUCAGGUGCGCCGUGUGCUGAUGGUGAUGGUGCUGUUGGCCGGCGCCAACUGCGUGCUGGACCCGCUGGUGUACUACUUCAGCGCCGAGGGUUUCCGCAACACCCUGCGUCGCCUGGGCACUCCGCUUAGGGCCAGGACCUUGGCCACCAACGGUGCUCGGGGGGCGCUCGCUGAACGGCCUACUGAGACCAGCCACACCACUGAGCCGCUUGCCGCCAGCCAGGAGCUGCUCAGGCCCUUCAAACCCGGGACGCCCUUCACCCAGCGCCUGGAAGAUACGGCCCUCUGAACACACAUCGUGCUAUAGGGU